CCCGAAUUUCAUAAUUUUACAUCGAUAAAGAUAUAACCGUUAAUCGCAGUUGUCCAUAAUUUUUUUUGCAAAUGCCUAUUCUCCCUCGCUUUUCAAAUCUCACGGUGGUACUGAAGGAUGGGGUGGCACUGCUUAAGUACGAUCGACCUAAAGCGGGAAAUGCUCUCAAUGUUCCACUGAUCAAGGACAUAUUAGCCGGACUAAAAUGGGCAGAUAAUGAAGAUCUGGUCAAGGUUGUCUUGCAAACCGGAGAAGGAAGGAACUUCACUGCCGGACUCGAUUUGCGGGACAAGUCAGUUGGUGGACCAGAUACAGUCAUUAGUGAUGAGUUUCUGGACGCAAUCAAGGAACUCCACGAGACUAUGAUUAAUUCCAACAAAAUCCUUGUUACUGCUGUCAAUGGGCCGGCUCCCGGCUGGGGGACCAGCAGCCUUGGCUUGGCUGACCUUGUUUACGCCUCACCAGAUGCGGUUUUCUUCACUCCAUUUGUCCAAUUAGGAAUUUGUGCCGAAGCUUGCUCAAGUAUAACCUUCGCCAAAAUCAUGGGCCAUCAAAAGGCCGCCUCAUUGCUCCUUGCAGGAGAUAGAAUGACGGCGAGCGAGCUCGAAAGUGCGGGUCUAGUAAACAAGACUAUUCCUCAAGAAAAUUUUCUUGAGGAUGUUCUUAACAUCUGCUACAGAAUCGCAAAACUGCCAUCUGAGGCUUUGAAAUUCAAUAAGGGUCUUUUGAUGCGAAAUUCCCGACAGGAGUUACUUGAAGCAAACGAAAUUGAGCUGAACUUCUUGAGAGAGAGAGCUCGAAGCCAGGAAGCCAGGUUGGCUGUCAACAACUUUCUCCUGGAUCAGCAACUUAAACGAGAUCAGCGGGCUCAGGCUAGGCUGUAGGCCUCACAAACACCCCUUAGUUUGUGAAACCUACAUCUCGAAGUACUCCGGUUUAGACUGCUGAAACCAGCAGUUUUGGUCGCUAUACACGGUGAGAUUCGUGUAGAAGAUAAGGGGGAAUAGAUCGAAAUUUGAGGCGGCAUCAAAACCCGUGCAUGAUGCUCUGCCGUAAGUAGUUAUUUCGGGCAUGUCAGGUCUCAGGCUGACAUGAGUCAUUUGCAU
Molecule: messenger RNA, 1106 nt
Organism: Pseudogymnoascus verrucosus
Lineage: Eukaryota; Fungi; Ascomycota; Leotiomycetes; Thelebolales; Thelebolaceae
Product: Enoyl-CoA delta isomerase 2, mitochondrial
Exons: 3
Coding region: 72-884 (270 amino acids)
Source: RefSeq, a predicted model, not a curated record